This is a messenger RNA of Vicugna pacos (alpaca), 826 nucleotides long. Lineage: Eukaryota; Metazoa; Chordata; Mammalia; Artiodactyla; Camelidae. The record is from RefSeq and is a predicted model, not a curated record.
GGUGAGUCCGGGGGUUGGGUACCCCUCUGGUUGGAGGGAUCCGGGACUGAGAACUGGAGCCCAGGGAGUGUGGGCGGUUCCGCAGCGAGGCUCACAUUCUCUGACCUGCAGAUGACUGUCCACAACCUGUACCUGUUUGACCGGAAUGGAGUGUGUCUGCAUUACAGCGAGUGGCACCGCAAGAAGCAAGCGGGGAUCCCCAAGGAGGAGGAAUACAAGCUGAUGUACGGGAUGCUCUUCUCUAUCCGCUCGUUUGUCAGCAAGAUGUCCCCGCUAGACAUGAAGGACGGCUUCCUGGCCUUCCAAACUAGCCGUUACAAACUCCAUUACUACGAGACACCCACUGGGAUCAAGGUUGUCAUGAAUACUGACUUGGGCGUGGGACCCAUCCGAGAUGUGCUGCACCACAUCUACAGUGCGCUGUAUGUGGAACUAGUGGUGAAGAAUCCCCUGUGCCCGCUGGGCCAAACUGUGCAAAGUGAGCUCUUCCGCUCUCGACUGGACACCUACGUCCGCUCUCUGCCCUUCUUCUCUGCCCGGGCUGGCUGAAGGAAGCACUCUACCUCACUCCUCAGAAGAAUCCCUGUCUGUCUGGGGCCCUUCCUAACCUGUUUCACCUGAGGGCCCCCACUGCAAGCCCUGCUGCCCCACCCUCGUCCCAGCCGCCACUGCCAAGGGGCAGUCCUCCCAGGGGAACAGCCUAAAGCCCUCGCAUCAAAGGAAGGCAGGCUACAGGAGUCCCUUCACCUCCAAACCUGGUCCUCUCUCCAGUUUUAUCCCGUCUGACGCUGCGAGAAGUACAGAAUAAACUUUUUGUCACCCUCUG